AGUUUUUAAACGCUCAAAACCGGAAGAACUUUUUUUUGGAUAAAAAGUGCCUGCUUUGAUGUUAUGCUUAAAAUAAGGAUUUAGAAGUACAUAUAUCAUACAUCAUGAGUAAUCCAAUUCCAACUAAUUUGAAAUCGGAGGCAAAGAAGGCAGCUAAAAUUCUUAGAGAAUUCACUGAAAUAACUGCAAGAAAUGGGCCUGACAAGCUAAUUCCACCUCAUGUUAUUGCAAAAGCUCAAGGUCUUGCUAUCCUGUCAGUCAUUAAAGCAGGAUUUUUGGUAACUGCUCGUGGAGGCAGUGGUAUAGUAGUGGCUCGUCUUCCAGGUGAUCGCUGGUCAGCCCCUUCUGCUAUUGGCAUUGCAGGACUUGGAGGAGGGUUCGAAAUUGGAAUUGAAGUGUCAGACCUAGUUAUAAUUCUAAAUCACAAGAGAGCAGUUGAAGCUUUUGCAAAGGGUGGCAACUUAACACUAGGCGGAAAUUUUACUGUUGCAAUUGGACCUUUAGGCAGAAACAUUGAAGGUGAUGUUUCAGUUCGAAGUCCUGCUGCUGUGUAUACCUACUGCAAAUCCCGUGGAUUAUUUGCUGGAAUAUCUCUAGAAGGAACAGGACUAAUUGAACGAAAAGAUGCCAACAGAAAAUUUUACUGUCAGGAAAUUCGUGCUACUGAAAUUCUUUUAGGUGAUGUUGAGCCACCAACGGCAGCAGCAGAUCUGUAUGAUAUGCUUAACUCCUUUUGUGACAUGUAUGCAAACAGAGACUCGGAAAACACAAGACAGGCAUCAAGAAAGGUCAAUUAUCCGAAAACUAAGCCAUCUUACAGACCACCUAUCUCAAGUUCAUUUGAGAGACCAAGAGAACGAAGUUCAGAUUUUAAGUCUGAUGCUUCUGACUAUCAGUUUAAUACUCGUAGAUACCCUGGGAGUUCUGUAGAGGUGGUGGCUUUAUAUUCAUUUGAAGGUGAACAUCCUGGAGACCUGAGCUUUAAUGCUGGAGAAAAAAUCGCAGUCAUCACAAAAACUGACUCCCAUUAUGAUUGGUGGGAGGGACGAAUAGGAACAGAGGUCGGCAUAUUUCCUGCAAAUUUUGUGUCUCAACCUUAAGCAAUUGCUUAAUUGAUAUUUAUUUGAUGCUGGAGUAUUUUAUUUGCAGUGGAAAUAUCAUAUCCUAAUAAUGUUUUAGGGUAUUUUAAAAUAAUAUAUUUGCUUUGGUCCUUUUUAGACUUCUACUCAAAGCCACUUGUACUACUGUAAAUGAACACUAUAGAUAUAAAAACAUAAAUUGUACAAUACAUUUUAACGUUUUGUGUUGAUUUAAAAGUGUAUAGUUUAAUAAGAUUAAAUGCUUAUUUUUAUUAGUAUAUAAUUAAAUAGUAUUCUCUAAAUGGACUUUUAUCUGCUGCUACACAUUAUAAUAAAUUAUAUAAUUUCAACCUUG
Polypterus senegalus (gray bichir) is the source of this 1434-nucleotide messenger RNA. It is a transcript of the gene sh3yl1, whose product is annotated as SH3 and SYLF domain containing 1. Gene Ontology annotation, molecular function: phosphatidylinositol binding; protein binding. The transcript is spliced from 10 exons. The record is from RefSeq and is a predicted model, not a curated record. Gene Ontology annotation, cellular component: ruffle membrane. Lineage: Eukaryota; Metazoa; Chordata; Cladistia; Polypteriformes; Polypteridae. The coding region runs from base 105 to 1100 and encodes 331 amino acids.